This is a messenger RNA of Meloidogyne enterolobii, 198 nucleotides long. NCBI's taxonomy places the organism in Eukaryota, Metazoa, Nematoda, Chromadorea, Rhabditida, Meloidogynidae. The record is from the annotation of a GenBank genome assembly.
AAAAUGUCUGCAUCAUUUUUAUUACUUCGAAAUAGUUUUCCAUCAAUAAAUCACCAAAGUAACGGAGGGAAUGGAAACGGAUUUACAGAAUGUGAUACUUGUUUAAAUUAUGAUACCCAAACUUGUUGUUUUGUAAUUUUACCUUUAACUGCAACUGCAGGAUUUUUUAUUUGGCUAUUUAUUCAAGUAAUUAAUUAA